AUGGCUAUUGAAAUCGAUGAGCUCAAAAAGAAGCUCGCUGUCGCAGAGGAGCGUCUACAGAAGUACUUCGACUUCUGGCGCUCGGCGGAAGACGAGCUUACACGCCAGCUCGAUAUCACCGAUGACCUAAAGAAGGAAUUCCAGGCGGCAAAGGUCGAGGCUGCCAACGCGCAGGAGCCUUCGAAGGACAUUGGUGAGGCUGAGGUCGUGGAAGCAGCAGCUGAGGGCAAUACGCUCGACUGCGACUUCACACAGUGA
Molecule: messenger RNA, 258 nt
Organism: Fusarium mangiferae
Lineage: Eukaryota; Fungi; Ascomycota; Sordariomycetes; Hypocreales; Nectriaceae
Exons: 2
Coding region: 1-258 (85 amino acids)
Source: RefSeq, a predicted model, not a curated record